AUGCAAAUCAAGGGAAAUACAUUCAUCGUUACUGGAGGUGCAAGCGGUCUUGGUGAAGCUACUGUGCGUGAACUUGUUGCUCGUGGUGCCAAUGUUGCUAUCUUUGAUUUGAAUCAAGAGGGAGCUGAAGAAGUCGCUAAAUCCCUAGGACCCUCUGCUUUUGCUGCUGGCAAGGUAGAUGUUACAUCUGAAGAAGCUGUUCGUGUUGCUUUGGAAAAGACAGUUGCCAAGUUUGGCCGCAUUGCUGGCGUGGUUUCCGCAGGUGGCGUUGCCACUGCAGCUAAAACUGCUCGCAGAGGAAAAUCUGCUCAUACCAUGACCUUGGAUCUCUUUGAAUUUACUGUCAAAGUCAAUUUGAUCGGUACAUUCAACGUGUGUAAGCAAGUAGCUCAAGUCAUGGCUAACCAGGAUGCCUAUAACGAGGAUGGUGAGCGUGGUGUGAUUAUCAAUACCGCCUCGGUUGCUUACCAAGAUGGUCAACCUGGUCAAGUGGCUUACAGCGCUUCAAAGGCUGGCGUGGUGGGUAUGGCUCUUCCCAUGGCAAGAGAUCUUGCUCCUGCUGGUAUCCGUGUCAUGACCAUUGCUCCUGGUAUCUUUGAAACCAACAUGACCGCUGUCAUGCCUGAUGUCGCCAAGCAAAAGAUCAUCAAGGACUCUGUCUUCCCUGCUCGUAUGGGUUUCCCUCAUGAAUAUGCUAUGCUCGUUUGUCAUAUCAUUGAAAAUGGUAUGCUCAACGCUGAAGUCAUUCGUAUUGACAAUGGUUCAAGAUUAGGCAAGCUCUAA
Messenger RNA from Mucor velutinosus, 783 nucleotides. RefSeq lists its product as uncharacterized. The transcript is spliced from 5 exons. Lineage: Eukaryota; Fungi; Mucoromycota; Mucoromycetes; Mucorales; Mucoraceae. The record is from RefSeq and is a predicted model, not a curated record. The coding region runs from base 1 to 783 and encodes 260 amino acids. Gene Ontology annotation, molecular function: oxidoreductase activity.